Messenger RNA from Gymnogyps californianus (California condor), 5240 nucleotides. RefSeq names its product inter-alpha-trypsin inhibitor heavy chain 5 (gene ITIH5). Gene Ontology annotation, molecular function: serine-type endopeptidase inhibitor activity. The record is from RefSeq and is a predicted model, not a curated record. Lineage: Eukaryota; Metazoa; Chordata; Aves; Accipitriformes; Cathartidae. The coding region runs from base 1 to 2859 and encodes 952 amino acids. Gene Ontology annotation, biological process: hyaluronan metabolic process. The transcript has 15 exons.
AUGAUCCUUUGGCUGUGGCUCUGUUGGGGCUUCUCCACCUCAGCAGGGCAGCCCGACUCGGAGCUGAUGGCGAGGUACCUGGAAGAGAAGCUGAUGGCAGACUACAGCAUCAUGGAGCAAGUUGCACGCCGUGUUCCAAGACAGGCCAAGUUUUUGCAGAGGCUGGAAACCAGGCCUCGGAUGUCCGAAUUCACUGUGAAAUCCACAAUCAUUUCUCGGUAUGCUUUCACCACGGUGUCGUGCACAAUGGUGAACAGCGGAUCUGAGGCACACGAAGGUGUGUUUGAGAUGCAGAUCCCAGCUGCAGCCUUCAUCUCCAACUUUACCAUGAGCAUCGGCAACAAGACUUAUUACGGAGAGGUCACAGGGAAAGAAAAGAAACAUGGCAGUGAUGACAAAGCAAGGCACAAGAAACCUCCGAGCCCCACAGAUGGAAGGGAGAAUGGCUAUGAGACAUUCAAAGCUUCUGUCUUCAUUCCUCGCAAGAUGCAGGCCAAGUUCCUACUGCAUUAUGAAGAGCUUUUGCAAAGGCGACUGGGAAAAUAUGAGUAUACAGUCAGCAUCCGGCCCCAGCAGCUGGUGGGGAGGUUACGAGUGGAGGUGAACAUCCUGGAGAACUCAGGCAUAGUUUCACUGGAAGUGCCUCCUCUCCGAAACAGCAAGCAUAAAGGCAAUGGGAAAGUUGAAGCUGGUGAUGUUUCUCCUCCUCCUUCUACUGUAGUUGGACAUACGAAAACCUUAGCUAAAGUUACGUUCAAUCCCAGUGUUGUUGAGCAAACCAGGAUCGCCCGAAACGGCAUUUUGGGAGACUUCAUAAUUAGAUAUGAUGUCAACAGGGAGCUGAGUGUUGGGGAUGUUCAGAUUCUUAAUGGGUAUUUCGUGCACUACUUCGCCCCCACAGAUCUUCCUCCGUUGCCAAAGAACGUUGUAUUUGUGCUUGACAGCAGUGCUUCCAUGGUAGGAACGAAACUGAAACAGACCAAAGAAGCUCUCUUCACAAUUCUCCAGGACCUAAGGCCUGAAGACCACUUCAAUAUCAUUGGCUUUUCCAACCGAAUAAAGGUCUGGCAGCAGGACCGGCUGGUGCCAGUUACUCCAAAUAAUAUAAGAGAUGCCAAAAAGUACAUUCAUAACAUGUCGCCUACUGGAGGGACUAAUAUUAAUGGUGCUCUCCAGACUGGUGCAAAGCUGCUAAAUGAUUACAUUGCUCAGAACGACAUUGAUGCCAGGAGCGUCUCUCUGAUCAUCUUCCUCACGGACGGGAGGCCCACUGUUGGGGAAACACAGUCGUCCAAAAUCCUCAGCAACACCAAGGAUGCGAUCCGUGAUAAAUUCUGCCUCUUCACCAUCGGCAUUGGCAAUGAUGUAGACCACAAGCUGCUGGAGAGGAUGGCACUGGAGAACUGCGGCAUGACGAGGCAUUUCCAGGAGGAUGAGGAUGCAGGCAGCCACCUCAAAGGGUUCUAUGAUGAAAUAGGAACACCCCUUCUCUCUGACAUCCGUGUUGAUUACCCUGAUGACAAUGUGGAGCAAGUCACCCAGAACUUCUUCCCUAACUACUUCAAUGGCUCUGAAAUUGUAAUAGCUGGCAAACUCAUCAACCACACCUCAGAUAGUCUCCACGUGGAGGUGACUGCUAGCAACUCCAAGAAGUACAUCCUCCUCAAAACAGAUGUGGCUAUUGACCUGCCAAGCAGGAAUGACAUCAGAGGUGUCCCUGGCCUGGAAGAUGGCAAAGGUGAUAAAAAUUACAUUGAGAGGGCAUGGAGUUACCUCACCAUCAAGGAAUUGCUUAACUCCUGGUUGAAGAGUGAUGACAAUCAGGAAAAAGACGAUUUGAUGGAGAAAGCCAAGUCAAUGGCCCUGACUUACAAUUUUGUUACUCCCUUCACCGUUCUGAAGAUGAGAGAGGCUGGGCUCCAUUCAGAACCACCUCAAGAGGAGUUCAUCAGCCCUUCUACUGAUGGCAUUGGUGAGAAGUUGCAGAGCUUGCAGGGACACAAGGCACCACCAGGUAUACACAGACAGCAAGAUAAACAAAGAAUUAAAAUCUCCAAAACUUCAGCGGAUGGAGACCCUCACUUUGUCAUAGAUUUUCCCUCCAGCAAGUUCUCUGUCUGCUUCAAUAUUGACGGAGAACCAGGGGACAUUCUCCGACUGGUCUCUGAUCAUAAGGAAUCUGGUGUAACUGUGAAUGGGCAAUUAAUUGGAGCUCCUGCACCACCCAACGGCCACAAGAAGCAUCGGACUUACUUCAGCACCAUCACUAUCCUCAGCAAUAAGCCAGAGAGAUCUUACCUAGAGAUCACACCCAAAAGAAUCAUCCUGGAUGAUGGGGAAAGACUUCUUCUGUCCUGUGAUCGGAGUGCUGUUGUACGAAGCAGCAGCCUCGAGGUGUCCAUCUCUGCCAAUUCCAACAUCACUGUGACAAUACGAGACACAAUCAGCUUUGUCAUCCUCAUCCACCGUUACAAGAAGCCGGCCCCAUAUCAAAGGAAUCACCUGGGGUUCUACAUCUCCAACAGUAAAGGCCUCUCUUCUGACUCCCAUGGGCUACUGGGUCAGUUCUUGAACCAUGAAGUUAAACUUCUUCAGGAAUCUCUAAACACAAGUCGUCAGCAGGUCGGUCAGAACCAAACUGAAGCAUUAAAGCCAAACCCUACAAAUACCCUGAAAGUGAAGGGACGGCUCGUUCCUGUUGUGUGGAAGCAGAGGAGGAUCUACAACGGCCAGCAGGAAGUUGACUGCUGGUUUGCCAAGAACAAUGCGGACAAACUGAUCGAUGGGAGCUACAAAGACUAUUUGGCCUCUCAUCCUUUCGACACAGGGACCAGCUCUGGGACGAUUAACAGCCUUUAAGGCCGAUCAUAGCAAUGCAUUACAGCAGCAUGUGUGACAGCGGUUCUCUCCUGAAGCCUCUAGAGCUAGGCAACUUAUGAAUAUUUCCUUACUUUUUGGUGCCAAAGAAACCAAGGCUUUUUGCCCUUGGAAAUCAGCUGUCUCUCCUUCAUGCUAGAUGAACAUUGCUCAUCAAAUUCCUGAAGACAAGGAGGUUGGGGGGAAGGGCUGAGGACAUGGUUAAAGGUGUGAUUGGUGCUCUCCCAGUGGGAAGGGAGGGAGAAACGGGCCAGCACUCAUAUCGAACAGUGCAGAGAGCUGCUGGCCUUAAAAUAAACCCAUGCAGGGAUCUGUGCAAUACCCCCAGGGGCUGAUGAGUCACCCAGUGAGAGGCACAGAUUAUACAGCACAGUGCCUAUCUAGAGAGACAACCUUGGGUGAUACGCCUUACAAAGUGACUUGGAGCACCUACUCCAACCAUGGUCCCUGGGGAAAGGAGAGAGAGGAGAGGUGGGUGGAUAUUCAUCUGCAGUGACCCAUUAACAUCAAAGAGGUAACAAAUCAAAACCUUAAAUCAACAGGCCACAAGAGGGUAUUGCUUUCUUGGUUAUUGCGUUUUGGUCUGGAUUUGCCACUAAGCAUGAUGUUCCCUGAACCACUACAGACCCUUAGAACAGUGGUGAAAACAUUCAUGUGGUAUAUUGCUGUCUCAGUGCACAGGCUGCAUGCUUAAAAAGCACCUCCGGUCUUCAGCAGCAACAGGAGUGGUGCAGGCUCCCAUUCCAUGAAGCAUCUCAUUUAAACAACAUUGCAGGUUUAGUGAUUUCUUGAGUCUUGACUGCCUCAGAGAGAAACAAAGUUCCACUGUGAGCUUCCAACAGACCUGCCACCUCCUUGAGCAGGGCAUCACUUCUGCUUGGCAGAGAUUUACAUUCUCUAAAGGAUGAUGAACCAGCACCCGCAACAGCUUAUGACCCUACAAAGCAGCCUCUUGAAUUUAGACUAGACAUUUCUAGCUGCUUUUCUAAUCAGGGAGGAAGUCUUUAUUUACUCCAAAUUGUCAAAAAUGUUUCAUCCCAAUUUCCCCUGGCUCCUUCUCCUUCCUUACACUGCAGGAAUUUGUAUGCAGCAGGAAUUUGGCAGCAGGAGGUUACAGAAGGGUCCGCCAGCCACCCCCACUGCAGGUGGUGCUGCUCUGCAAAGAAACCUCCAAACCCAAACUGCAAGGCUGUGGUCUAUUUUAAAGUGAGGCAUCACUGAAUAAUGCUAUAGAUCAGCCACAGGGGAGUUUGCUUAGCAGAGAACUUGGCCAAAGAGGACUUCGACAACCACAAAGACAUUUACGUGGCAAGGCCAAAUUGAGCUCAUGUAUACUCUGCCUUUCCAGAACUGAAAGGAAGCAGGGUGGGUGUGGAAGCAUUUCCAGGAGCUAAAUGAUAUCCAUGUGUUGGGAGAAAACAGAGUUGCCAGAGACCUACAGAAAUAGGUUCAAUGUUGACUGAUUUUUUUUCAUAUUUAAAAAUUAAAUCAUAUUGUUGCUGUAGGAACUCCAGCUGCUGGGGGUGCGGUGGUGGUUUUCCAGUUGCUUGAUCAUCUAGUCAGUACUGCUAGCACUGUGGCAGCAGAGCAGGUAGCAAGCCUGGUGGCUUAUUCACACCAUGGGCUGUGGGGAAGAGUGAAACAGCCAAAAGCAACCAGCUAGAUUUAAUUGCAUUCUGGAAGAUCCUUACAGAGAGCUCAGUUAGUGCAAAACUCAGGCCAAGGCUCAUGCUUUGGAACAAAACAAAGAAAAAACUACUGCUUUGGGCCCAGCUACCUUGAGAAACAGCUCCCCUGCAAGCGAGAACUGAAGGCAAGACCUUCAGCACAGUCCUGAGGUUAAUGCUCUGCAGCAUGCUCGUGGGCCAGAAAUGAGAUGAGGAAGAGCAUCUGUGAAGUUGACUUCUCCACCCAAGAAGACAGUGGGAAGAUCAUCCAGCCUAUUUCCAAAUAACCUCCCAUUUCGCUAGCACAGGGUGAACAGGAUAGUGGCAGUGAACUUCUAGACAGUCCAGGGUUCAGCAGGUGUCUUCUUCAUACUGUCCUUACUGAAAAGAGAUUUUUUUGAAAUCUUCACUCUCCUCCCACAUUUUGCUGUUCAAGUGUAUUGCUAAGGGGAGCAAUUGGCUUUGGCUCUCCUCCUCUCAUCUCUCCUGUACAUAGAUAUGUAUAUAUAUACACACACACAUAUUGCUAAUGCUUCAGGUGCAUCAUUACUCCUCUUCCUCCUCCAGCCAAGGAAACAUAUUUCUUUCAGGGCCUGAAAAGAACAAUGAUCAAGUCCAACUUCCCAGCCAUAUGAAGCACCUGGAGCAAUAUACUCAAGUUCUCGUUAAGGCUCCAGUUAUCUAUUUCACAAUAAA